This is a messenger RNA of Colletotrichum chrysophilum, 1995 nucleotides long. RefSeq lists its product as uncharacterized. The record is from RefSeq and is a predicted model, not a curated record. Gene Ontology annotation, biological process: DNA-templated transcription. Bases 1 to 1995 code for a protein of 664 amino acids. Gene Ontology annotation, molecular function: zinc ion binding; DNA binding. NCBI's taxonomy places the organism in Eukaryota, Fungi, Ascomycota, Sordariomycetes, Glomerellales, Glomerellaceae. The transcript has 5 exons.
AUGUCGUCGGCGACCUCUGCAUCUCCUUCGCAGGCGGGCGAGAGUAAUAACACAAGACCAGUAGCCUAUGAAGAGACGCGGAAGAUUACUGUCACCGAGGCGCACUUGAGGGAGCUCGAGUGGAAGGCAAAAGCUUAUGAUGGUUUCAAAGGCCCAGGGUCUUCGGACAAUUUCCUACGAAGCGUCAGGAAGCUCUCUGGCUUCCAUGGUGAUGACGGCAGCUUGGACGUAAACCCCAACUUCUACGAGCCGAGCGCGCUACCAUCACGGCGGGAGACAGCGAGGACGCGAGUAAGACUACCACCAAUCGACAUUGCCCGAAGGCUCUUCGCCGCGCAAUACACGUACAUUGGCACCAUCUUCUCAUUCACAGACCCAAAAGAGAAGUUUGACCAGCUAUUGACCGAAGCAUACCGUGGUCCUCCAGACCCGUCGGACAAAGAAGCAUGUCUGUCGUACGCCAAAGUCCUCAUCAUCCUGGCCUUUGGACAGCUUUACUCUGUCAACCAGUGGGUAGAUUUCAGGGGGCCACCGGGGUUUGAAUACUUCACCCAUGCUUUGAACCUCCUCCCGGACACCCAUGAGGAGGGCUCCAUUCUCUGUGUUGAGACCUUGGCGCUCAUUGGCUACUUCAUGCAAAACAUGAACCGCCGUGAUGCUGCGUUUCUGUAUAUCGGCAUGGCCCUCCGCAUGGCCAUCUCGCUUGGGCUGCAUCAUGAAGUCGGCUACAGCCCGACGCCCACUACCCUGCAAGGCCAAGAUGCGAAUCCAGAAUCGAUCGAUCACGACACGAGGGAGCACAGGCGGCGAGUGUGGUGGUCGGUCUACAGCCUAGACCGUAUCCUGUCAGUCAAAUCCGGCAAUCCCAUCACCAUCCAGGACGAAGACAUCGGGGUGGAUCUCCCCUCCCGGUUAUCCAGGGAAGCAGAAUACUGCCCGGCGGUGGUCUUGCGGCACUACACCGAGCUCUCCAGAAUCCUCGGCGAGAUCCACAACACCAUCUACCGCAGGACAAGCAAGACGGCGCCGAAGUCCGGACAACGGCUCAUGGCGUCGGUGCAAGGCAUCAUCCUCGGCCUGUCCAAGUGGAACCAGGACCUGCCAGACGAUCUGCGCUUCGACCCGGCCCGCCUCAGCAUCAGCCGCGAAAGCGUCAGCACGUUUGCCCAUUACUACCAGUGCAUCAACAUGACUGCGCGGCCGCUGCUAUUUCACGUCGUGCAAAAGCGUUUGAAGAGAAUCCGGAGCAGCAACGAUCCCGGCGAAAAGGAGAGGGACUGGAAGGAGGGCUUGUCGCAGACAACCGUGCGAGUCAUCGACAUGUGCAUCGGGGCCGCCCAGGACACCAUCAACAUGAUGACCGUCGCGGCGCAGAGGGAUCUUGUGGCAACGUACGGCUACAUGGACGGCGAACACGUAUUCUCAGCCUCCAUCGUCCUCGUCAUGGUCUGCGUCGUAUUCCCCACCAACGCGUCCAACAUGCUCGCCAUGAACGCCGGGCUGGACCUCCUCCGCGGCAUGGGCGAGCGCGGCAACAGCUACAUGGGCGCCCGCUACGAGCUGCUCGCCAACCUGCGCUCGGCGGUCAUGUCCGAAGCCAACACCCACCUCGAGCAGCAGCCGCUGGGCGCGUUCCCGACGACCUUCUCGCCCACGGAGUCCCUCAUGCCGGCAGGCGUCAUCCCGCCGAACGUCGCGAUGCUGCCGGUCAACAGCAUGAGCGGCGACGGCAACCUCCUGGCGAUGCGGUACUCGCUGGGCGGCGGGCAGAACAUGGUCGUCGGCGCCGAGCGGGUCACGUUCCCCGUGGUGGACAACAGCGCGCUCGGGGAGCCGUUCUACGACGAGAGCGUGAGCACGGUGAUGGACUUUGGGCUCUGGGAGGAGGGCUUCGCGGAUCCCGCGAUGGCGAUGGACGCGAGCUUCGACUUCUCGCAGUGGACGCAGACGGCCGCCGCUGGCAUGACUCAGGCAGAUGAUAGGAUGGAUGUAUGA